AUGCUGAAUAAGUAUCCGUUGCCUCACAUCAAUGAUUUGUUCGAUCAGUUGAAGGGUGCUAAAGUAUUUUCUAAGAUUGAUUUGAUAUCAAGCUAUUACCAGUUGUGGAUUAGAGAAGAAUACAUGCCUAAGACUGCUUUCGGACGAGUCGGGCACUAUCGUCGUUUCGUGGAGGGUUUCUCUACCAUAGCGACCCCUUUCACUUGUUUGACAAGAAAGGGAGUUAAGCUUAAAUGGUCAGAUGAGAGUGAAGAGAGCUUCAAUGAACUCAAGACCAGGUUGACCACCGCUUCGGUAUUGACACUUCCAGAUGAUAGUGGGAACUUUGUUAUCUACAGUGAUGCAUCGCGACAAGGAUUAGGUUGUGUGUUGAUGCAACAUGGUAGGGUAAUCGCUUAUGCUUCGAGGCAACUCAAGAAGCAUGAGUUGAAUUAUCCUACUCAUGAUUUGGAACUUGCUAGUGUGGAUUAUGACUGCACUAUUGAGCAUCAUCCUGGGAGAGCUAAUGUGGUAGUGGAUUCUCUCAACAAGAAGUCAUCUGGUUCUGUGGCUCAUCUCCGAGGAAGAUAUCUUCCAUUGUUGAUUGAGUUGAGGAAUUUGAGAGAUGGGCUAGGUAUGGAUGAUCGGGGAGCUUUGGUGGCUACUCUUUAUGUAAGACCAGUGUUAGUGGAAUGA
This is a messenger RNA of Prunus armeniaca (apricot), 675 nucleotides long. The record is from the annotation of a GenBank genome assembly. Lineage: Eukaryota; Viridiplantae; Streptophyta; Magnoliopsida; Rosales; Rosaceae.